UGGAAUUUGUACCUAUUUAUACUUGUAAAAAAAUAACUGCAUAAAGUGCAACUUUGUUUCUGUAGGUUUUUUUUUUUUUUCUAGAAACCACAUUAAUAACAGGAAAUAAAGAGUUCUGCUUUCAGAGCUGGGGAAAUCGAAAGCUAUGAACACUGCUGGGAAGAAUCCUAUUUCAUCACAACCCUCCCUGGGGAGACAGCAGGGAGAGGCAGACAUCCAGCACUGCUCCACUUAGGAACUUACUUUAACCAGUCCCUUGUCUUCCCUGUUAUUCUGUAAAUACCACAUUUUCUCGGCAUUCAGUGAGAGUGCAACACCUACAUUUUGAGAGAUUUAUCUUCCUACUCAAAAUAGGCAAGCUCCAUUUCCUGACUUGCUGAAGAUCUAUACUCUGGACACCACUGAGACAUUUCCAGCGAGGAUUCCUGAGAAGGGUAAGAUUGGCGAUGGCCUUUCUCUCAUGAUAGCAUGCAUGCCACCUUCCAGCACCACAGAAGUUUUCUAGUAGGAAUGUAGCUCCUGAACUCAUCCAUAAUUUUAGAGAUGGCAAGCAAAUUCAAGAAAAUUGUUCUUCUAAAAGGAUUACAGGUCAUGGGGGACUAUGAGUUUAGGACAAUCAAGUCCUUACUAAGAAAAGAACUAAAAUUAACUAAAAAGCAAGAGGAGUAUGACAGAAUUCAGAUGGCUGACCUGUUGGAGGACAAGUUCCCAAAAGAUGCUGGACUAGCCAAGCUGAUAGAAGUGUGCAAAGACGUUGAAGAACUUAAAGACCUUACUGAAGGGCUUAAAACAGAGAAGGCUAAAGUUACAAAACAAAAGAAAGGAGAACGGAAAACUGCGGUGAAAAACAGAAACCAAGAUGAACCCAGUAGUUCCCCAACUCCUGCCACCAAUAAUGAAUCAAACAAGAAUAAACCUUCUUCAAAGAACAAGAUAAAACAAACCAGAAAAACUGAAGUUGGAAAGAAAAGGAAGCUUACUGAGGACGAGACUCAGCUUCCAGAACCUUCAGAAACCAACACACAAAAAGAUGAAGGUUGUUUCCAGACUCCCCAUAAGCCUCCACCAACAACAUCCACUUGUUCCUCAAAGAAGAAACAAAAAAACACAAUUAUCCAAAAACAUGGUAUCAUAAAGACAGAAGUUCCACAGGAAAAGCAGCAGCUUCCCCAAUUUUCAGCAACCAGCAACUCCUCAGCUGUGAGUGAACUCCAGACUCUCCAGGGACAUUCAACCAUUGCUUCCAGCAACCUUCAGAUUCCUCUGAUGCCUCUAGAAUCAUUCUUGGCUUUAAAGAUGUUGCAGGCCUCUACAGUACCAAAUUGCCAGAAUUUUCCACCGUCAGCAUCACACUCCUGUAUCCCUCUGAACUGUCAUGUGUCUCCUGCACCGUUUAGUGCAGUGAAGGCUCCUCAUGAACCUUCAGCAACAGCAUCUAGCAAUGACUGUGUCCCUGUCAUGCUUCCAGAAACAGUGUCCAGAUCUCUCAGUGCUCCUCAGAUGUCUCCAACCAUAGUGCCCAGCAGUGUCCAGGACCAUCUCCUACCUACAUCAACAGCAUUCGGUAGCACACAGGCUUCUCACAGUCAACUAAUAACAUCCAAAAGUGUAAAAAGUACUAGAGGGCCUUCAGCAACGCUGACAAGCAAAUCCAAGAUGUCUCCUCCCGCAGCAGCAUCGAGCAAUGCUCAGGUUUCCCAUGCUCCUCUUGCAAAUGCAUCCCAAAGAAACUCUGCCACUCAGGUGCCUCAAAGACCGAAACCCUGUAGCAUUCAGGCACUUAACUCUACAGCAAAGGCUACAGUAAAGGCAUCCAAGAAUGUCCAGACCCAUCAAGUGUUUUUACCAGCAGAGGCCAAUUAUUUCCAGGCUUCGGAGGCACCUCCUCCACCAACAUCCAGCAGUCUUUCCACUCCUCAGGUGUCUAUGUCAACAGCGACAAGCAGAGUCCAGACCACUCAAAGGCAUCCAGGAACAGCAUCCAACUGCAUUCAGGCUUCUCACUUUCCUCUGCCAACAGUGUCCAGAAACGUGUGCACCUCUCAAGUGCCUCAGCUAGCAGCAUCCAGUACUGGGCCGGCCAUUCCCCAUCCUAAAGUAAAAGCAUUCAAGAGCACCCAGGUACCUCAGGCACCCUCAGCAACGGCAUCCAGCACUCUCAGGCCUCCGUGUGCAUCUCUACCACCAACAGCCAGCGCUCUCCUGGAACCACGUUCAUGUCUACCAAAAUCAUCCAGAAAUUUCCUGGCUCCACCCAUGUCCACAGUAACAGCAUUAGGGGCUUGCCAGGCUACUCCAGUGCCUCCAGCAACAACAAACAGCAGUCUAUCCAGGAGAGGAAUUGUACCAAAGAAGCCUUCUAAGGAAGAAGGUCAGCAUCAAGGUCCCAAACAAGUGAUGGUGUUGAAAGUAACAGAACCAUUUACUUAUGAUAUGACAGAGGACAAAAGGAUGUUCCACGCUACAGUUGCUACUGAGACGGAAUUCUUCAGAGUGAAGGUUUUUGACACAGCCUUAAGGAAAAAGUUCAUCCCUCAAAAGAUCAUUAUCAUAUCAGAUUAUUUUGGAGCCAAUGGGUUUCUGGAGAUAUACAAAGACUCCUGUGUGUCUGAUGUGAAUGUUAAACAAAUAAUGGUUAUCUCGAAUACACUGAGGCAGAAAGCUAACGAAACUCCCAAAAUUUCUCAUCUGCUUACACAAACAAAUGGGACAUUUGUGAAUGGAGAGUUUGUAGUAACGAAGAAAAAUAAGAGGAAAGAAUUAAUUUACUAUGGAAUUGAAGAUGAAACAGGAAAAAUGGAAGUGGUGGUAUACGGACGGCUGACCAGGAUCAACUGUGAGCCAGGCAAUAAACUUAGACUCAUCUGCUUUGAGUUGACCCAAAGUGAAGAUAUGUGGCAGCUGAGGUCUUCAAGGCACAGUUACAUGCAGGUCAUCAGUGCUGGAAUGUGAAGGAAAGCCACUCAGCCCUGGUUCAGUUAUGAAAACCUCCCUAGAACUAUACUUCUGAAAACCUGGAUGCCAAUGAUAAUGUUUAUGGAGAUAAGAACCAAGUACAGAAAAUGAAUGUGUAUAUGACCUGUUGAAACACCAUACCUAUAAAAUCCAGCUGUUAAUUCUAGGAAAUGGUGCUUUCUUACAUUUUUUAUACAUUUGUGUACUAUCUAAAUUUCAUAUUUUGUAUCUAUAAGUUUUAUACCUAAAACGACAACAAAAAACAGUUUCUGUAAAUCAGUGCUUCCCUGGGAGUAUCUUUAGCCUUUUAAGAGUUGCUGUACAAAAAAAAAAAAAAAAAAAAAAAAAUUACUGCAUUGAA
Messenger RNA from Meriones unguiculatus (Mongolian gerbil), 3316 nucleotides. Its product is annotated as gamma-interferon-inducible protein 16-like. Bases 544 to 2952 code for a protein of 802 amino acids. Gene Ontology annotation, biological process: activation of innate immune response; cellular response to interferon-beta. Gene Ontology annotation, molecular function: double-stranded DNA binding. NCBI's taxonomy places the organism in Eukaryota, Metazoa, Chordata, Mammalia, Rodentia, Muridae. The record is from RefSeq and is a predicted model, not a curated record. The transcript is spliced from 9 exons.